Scomber scombrus (Atlantic mackerel) is the source of this 1216-nucleotide messenger RNA. Its product is annotated as serum paraoxonase/arylesterase 2-like. The transcript is spliced from 9 exons. Bases 84 to 1154 code for a protein of 356 amino acids. The record is from RefSeq and is a predicted model, not a curated record. Gene Ontology annotation, molecular function: arylesterase activity. Lineage: Eukaryota; Metazoa; Chordata; Actinopteri; Scombriformes; Scombridae.
UCGCGCCUGUUGUGGCACGCCUUCCCUGCAGCUCUUGGGUUUUUCACGGUAUUUUGUGAUCUUCGCCUGCCGUGAUUUUCAAUAUGGGAAAGUUAGCUUUUAUAUCAGUGGUAAUAGCUGCCUUAUCUGUCUUUCUCGGAGAGAGGUUUGUCAACUUAAGGAAAAGGACCCUCGCCACUAGAGAGCUGUUCCAGAAUCACCUCCCUAACUGUGUUGCACUUAAAAAUAUUGAUUAUGGGUCAGAGGAUAUAACGAUCCUUGCAAACGGGCUUGCAUUCAUCAGCGCUGGUUUGAAGUACCCCGGAAUGCCUGCUCAUGAUGUUACAGGAAAGAUCCUCCUCCUUGAUCUGCAAGAUCCUCGGAUUAAACCAGUGGAGCUGCGCAUGCCGAGAAACUUUGAUCUGGACUCAUUCAAUCCUCAUGGCAUCAGUGUAUACACUGAUCCAAGUGAUGAUACAAUAUACCUGUUUGUCGUGAAUCAUCCUCAACACAAAAGCCAAGUAGAGUUAUUUAAAUUUGUUGAAGAAGAAUUAUCGCUGGUGCAUCUGAAAACCAUAAAACAUGAACUUCUCUACAGUGUUAACGACAUUGUCGCUGUAGGAGUGGAUAGCUUCUAUGCCACCAAUGAUCACUAUUUUUCCAGUGAAAUCCUUAAAGGUUUGGUCGAGCCUUUUCUGGCUCAGCCUUGGGGUAAUGUUGUGUACUACAGUCCUGAGGAAGUAAAAGUGGUCUCUGCGGGAUAUUACUUUACGAAUGGCAUCAAUAUCUCACCAGACAAAAGGCACAUAUAUGUGGUAGAUCUAUUUGAUCACAAUGUGCAUGUGUUGGAGCGGAAAGACGACAAUGCAUUGGCCUCUGUGAAGUCCGUCGCUGUGGGUUCACUCUGUGACAACGUUGAAGUUGACCCUGAAACUGGUGACCUGUGGUUAGGCUGUCAUCCUAAUGGAUGGAAAGCUUUCAUGUUUGACCCCCAGGAUCCACCUGGAUCAGAGGUCAUCCAAAUCCAGAACAUUCAUUCAGAGAAGCCGGUGGUGACUCAGGUGUAUGCUGACGAUGGUCAUGUGAUCAUGGCCUCCUCUGUAGCAGCUCCCUAUGGGGGAAAGGUGCUCAUUGGCACAGUGUUUCAUAAAGCGUUAUGCUGUGAUUUGAAGUAGGCUGUGACUCUUUAAUGUAUGAUUCUUAGAAAGCAGAAUAAUCUAAAUUUAAUCAAGUUAAG